ACUGAAGUGUCUGAAGAAGCGCUUCUUAAAAGACACUAGGACUGUGCAAGAAGUUAUAUGGGAAGGGCUGAAUGGAGAAGAGCGAGUCAGUCGCCGUCCCACCCUCAGUGUCUGUCUCGGCUGUCAUUUGGCUGCUGGCGGCCCCCGGACACACAGCCAAAUGUCGGGCCGCAGGGUUGGCUUUUGUCUCAGCGACAAGAAACGCAGGCGGAUGAACCUGGGCGCUUUUGCAGACUUCUGUGCGGGCCACGGAGUGGAAGUGGUGGAGAUUGACCUCACUCAGCCCCUGGUGCCACAGGGACCCUUCAACGUCAUAGUUCAAAAGCUGUCUGAUGUCAUCGUAGAGGCUGAGCACGACAGCCAAUCGCAGCAGCUUCUUAUUAACUUCCAGAGCUAUGUGUCGGCUCAUCCCAGUACAGUUCUUCUGGACCCCCUGCCUGCCAUGACCCAGCUACUAGACCGCUUCGCCUCUUAUCGGAUCAUGAGCAAGCUGCACAAGUUACUCCGAGAGUGCUGCAUCUGCACUCCUCCUUACCUAGAGAUCCACAGUGCCAGUGACCUGUCAUCCAUUCAACAGGCUGUGGCGACCCAGGGCCUAAGCUUUCCUCUCAUUUGUAAAACCAGAGUGGCACAUGGCUCACUUUCCCAUGAGAUGUCUCUGAUCUUCAGUGCAGGGAGUCUGGCUGAUAUCCAUCCUCCCUGUGUGCUCCAGAGCUUCGUCAACCAUGGAGCUGUUCUGCACAAGGUGUUUGUGGUAGGAGACAGACACUUCUGUGUAGAGAGGCCUUCAAUCAAGAACUUUCCCUCCGGUCCCUGUGAAAGGAAGACCAUCUUCUUCAACAGCCAUCAGGUGUCCAAGCCAGAGUCAAGCUCAGAUCUCACAGCACUGGAGGAGCAAAUGCCGUGCCUGCCUCCUCCCAACUCUGAGGCCUUGGCCGCCCUAGUCAGAGAGCUCAGAGUUCAGCUUGGCAUGGCCCUGUUCGGCGUGGACGUCAUCAUCAACAUACACACACACACCCUCACAGUCAUCGACAUCAACAUCUUCCCAGGCUACGAGGGAGUGCCCCAGUUUUUCUCAUCCCUGCUCAGCCACAUCAAGUCAGUGUUGGACAAACAGGCCUCUGCUGCCCCGCAGGCGACAGGCUGUCCUGAAUUGAGACAGACUGCAGGAAGUCCAUCUGCUGCAACAACUGGCCUUCAAAAGUCACCUUAAGAGAACAUCACGAAUUGUUGUUUGAUCAGCUUCCCGGGACAAAUUAAGUCAUUGGCUUUUUCAUUUUUUUGUUGUGACCAAACUCAGUUUGGAAACACUUUGUUUCUAUCAUAAUACGUUAUUUAUAUGUAAUCUGUGACAUGACUUGAUCUUAAACUGUAUUCCCUUUAAAUCAGAAAAAUCAUUUUGGGUUGUUUAAAUAAUUCUGCUCUAUUUACCAAUCGACAAGCCAAACAGACGACACAUAAUGGUUUAAUACACUUUCUGUUUAUUGAUUGACAGGUAGCAUAGAAGAAGUUACAGCAGGCACAAAAUACAGCACUCUGAUUGGCCAGUAAUAUUACAAAUGAAGUUUCCUAAUGUUUGAAAUGUCAUCUAUGCCCUUAUGUCCCCCCCCCCCCCCCCCCACAGACAUUUCCUACAUCUUUCUUGCUGGUUUGUAAGAUACAGUUUGUGGAAACAAUUUUGCACUAAAAAA
Molecule: messenger RNA, 1691 nt
Organism: Etheostoma cragini (Arkansas darter)
Lineage: Eukaryota; Metazoa; Chordata; Actinopteri; Perciformes; Percidae
Product: inositol-tetrakisphosphate 1-kinase-like
Exons: 10
Coding region: 161-1213 (350 amino acids)
Biological process (GO): inositol trisphosphate metabolic process
Cellular component (GO): cytoplasm
Molecular function (GO): inositol-1,3,4-trisphosphate 6-kinase activity; inositol-3,4,5,6-tetrakisphosphate 1-kinase activity; ATP binding
Source: RefSeq, a predicted model, not a curated record